AUGGGGCCCCCCUUGGGGCCUCGGAGGACCAGGGUCCCCUCAGAGGACCCUCAGCCUUCACCGAAGCGCCACUGCGGCUCCCCGGGGCCCCCUGCAGACGCGCACACAGCAGCAGCAGCAGCAGCAGCAGCGGCAGCAGCAGCCGCGCCAGAGCCAGCAGCAGCAGCAACAGCAGCGCAAGCCGCAGCAGCAGAAGCAGAAAGGGAAGCUGAGGCGAUCCCUCCCCUUUCCGAAGUGCUGCUGGACCGCCUCAAGUCCGGAGAGUACCUGCUGCUGCUGCUGCAGCACGUGCUGCGGCAGCGGCUUCGUGCUGCUCUCAGGGGCGAGCUGCACAGCAUAUCUUUAGAGGGGCCCCCGGGGGGCCCCCCGCGGAAGAGUGGGUUUGAGCCUUCCCCCAUAGUAGAGUCUUUGCUGCGGGGCGACAGUUCUGCUGCUGCUGCGAUCCGCACCCGCAGCAGCAGCAGCAGCAGCAGCAAGGGGGCUUCUGUGGAGGCGGUGGCUGGGGCCUUUGCUGCCAAACUUAUUUGCUGCCUCGAACUUAAAGAGAAAAGCAGCGUUUUGGUUUUGGGGCCCCGAGGCUCAGGUGCAACAACAGCAGUUGAGGUCGCGCUGCGCUUCGUGCAGCAGCAGCAGCAGCAGCAGCAGCAGCAGCGGCAGCUGCUGGUGGUGCGUGUGAACUGUUCUUUGUACGCGAGCGACACCGCCAUACUGCAGGCCAUCGUGCGUCGGCUGUGCGCGGCGCUGCAGCAGCGGCAGCUGCUGCAGCAGCAGCUGCAGCAGCACCUGCAGCAGCAGCAGCUGCUGCAGCAGGGGGGCGGGAGCUUCGGGGACUGGCUGCAGCGGCUGCAGCUGCUGCUGCUGGACUGCUGCUCGCUGCUGGGGCGGGCGGUGCUGCUGGUGCUGGACCGCGCGGAAGUGUGCUGCUUGCUGCAGCGGGAGCGCAGCAGCGGGGGCGCGCAGCAGCAGCAGCAGCAGCAGCUGCUGUACAACCUCUUCGACCUGCAGCACGCGCAGGGCCUCCACAUCUUCACUGUUUGCCUUUCUCCAGUUUUGGAUUUAAUUGAUUUUAUGGAAAAAAGAAUCCGCAGCAGAUUCACGAUGCAGAAGCUCUCCCUGUCUCCGGGUGUACGUACACCCCAGCUCCUCGCCUUCCUCCGCUCCAGCCUCCUCGCCGUCGCCGCCCCGCAGCUUCUCGCCGCCAGCAGCAGCAGCAGCAGCAGCAGCAGCAGCAGCAGCAGCAGCGGCGGCGGCGGCGGGGAGGAUGGGGGGGACCUGCAAAAGGCCGAGAGGUUUCUUAAGGCCUUCCGUGCUGCAGUCGACAAGGAAUUCAGGGACCCCAAAUUUGUUGCUCUGUGCGAGCGCGCUUUGGCUUUGGGGCGAGACGCCCGCAGCUUCAUUGUUGCUGCUGUGCAUCCGCUGCUGCUGCUGCGGCCCCCGCUGCCGCGUGCUGCUGCUGAGGCAGCAGCAGCAGCUUGGGGGGCCCCCGAGGCCCCCGAGGCCCUCUCGCCGCUGCACUCGCCUAUUCGGCAAACAGAGGGGGACCGCAGCAGCUGGCAGCAGGAGCCUGCUGCUGCUGCUGCUGCUGCUCCCAUGCAAUCAGUACCGUGGAGGUAA
This is a messenger RNA of Eimeria tenella, 1614 nucleotides long. RefSeq lists its product as uncharacterized. Gene Ontology annotation, biological process: DNA replication initiation; DNA replication. The transcript is spliced from 3 exons. NCBI's taxonomy places the organism in Eukaryota, Apicomplexa, Conoidasida, Eucoccidiorida, Eimeriidae. Gene Ontology annotation, molecular function: DNA replication origin binding. The coding region runs from base 1 to 1614 and encodes 537 amino acids. The record is from RefSeq and is a predicted model, not a curated record. Gene Ontology annotation, cellular component: nucleus; nuclear origin of replication recognition complex.